AUGUUCUCUCGUCUCUCAGCCCCGCUCACCAUCACCUUGUCCCUUUUGCUUCUACUACUCCCUACGCAAACGUCCGCUCAUGGUUUCGUCCGCACCGUAACUGUCAACAAUACCCCAUUCCCCCAGAACACCCCGAACGCGAAGCCUUUCGCUGCCGCUACUCGCCAAAUCAACGACGUCUCUCCCCUCAAAGGUGCAAACAACAAGAACUUGGGCUGCGGCGCCACCGCAGAUCCCAAGAAGCUCUUCGCAGACAAAUCGAUCAAUGUGAAGGCCGGCGACAACGUUGAUAUUGAUUGGGCUGGAGGGGAUUCGGGGAACUGGCCUCACAAUACCGGUCCGAUGUUGACGUACCUGGCCAAGUGCGAGACUGAGGAUGGAAGCUGCCAGAAAUUCGAUGCUACUCAGGCGAAGUGGUUCAAGAUUCACCAAAUUGGAAGGAAGACUUCCGGCAACAAGGAAUGGGUCCAACAGGACCUCAUGAACGGCGCCCCAGCUACUGUCCCCAUUCCAUCCAACCUUGCCGCCGGGAACUACCUUCUCCGCCAUGAGAUCAUUGCUCUCCAUCUCGGCACCUCCCUUGGAGGCGCAGAAUUCUACCCAUCCUGCACCCAGAUCACCGUCACUGGUAACGGAAAUGGCCAAGCGAGCGGAAACGAGUUGGUCAGCUUCCCGGGAGCCUACAAGGAUAACGACAAGGGCAUCUUCUUCCCGGAUGCUUUUAACCCGAACGCGGAUUACCCUUUCCCAGGUCCUCGUGUUGCCGCCCUCGUAGCGUCUUCCUCAUCGAACUCGAACUCUACUGCUUCACCUGCCGCCGCCGCCGCCGCCUCCCCAUCUGGUGCAGCGAAUUCCACUUCUGAGUCGUCUUCUACCUCCUCCUCAAAGGGUGCGUGCCACAAGAAGCGAGACACCACCCGGCCUAGACAUAUCAGUCGCGUCAUGAGGCAUGUUAAGACUUCCUCCCCUACAUGGUAA
Messenger RNA from Pleurotus ostreatus (oyster mushroom), 978 nucleotides. RefSeq lists its product as uncharacterized. The record is from RefSeq and is a predicted model, not a curated record. Lineage: Eukaryota; Fungi; Basidiomycota; Agaricomycetes; Agaricales; Pleurotaceae. The transcript has 3 exons. Bases 1 to 978 code for a protein of 325 amino acids.